This is a messenger RNA of Schizosaccharomyces cryophilus OY26, 1411 nucleotides long. RefSeq names its product cell wall protein Pwp1. Lineage: Eukaryota; Fungi; Ascomycota; Schizosaccharomycetes; Schizosaccharomycetales; Schizosaccharomycetaceae. Bases 116 to 928 code for a protein of 270 amino acids. The record is from RefSeq and is a predicted model, not a curated record. The transcript has a single exon.
UAUAUAUCGAAGGUAAGCUGCUGUAUACUCGAAUCAACUACGAUUUAGUGCAUCCCGGUGUAUAUCCUUAUACCGAUUUUCAUUCAUUUUUUCUUUUAAGACGUUCUUUUGCAUAAUGCUUUUCCGUGCCGGAUUUUUAGUUUGUCUUGCCAGCGCUUUUGUCGCUAAUGCUAUCCAAUUUAAUUCCCCUGAAAAGGGCACUGUUUGGACGUCUGGCGAGACAAAUACAGUUUCCUGGACUCCUGUUAACACCGACCCCAGUAAAAUCAAUGUUGUUUUGGUAAACAUGCAUAACUGGCCUAACAGAAAAUAUAACCUUGGUACCGUCGAAACAUCCAAGGAACACUUAGAUACUGAUAUUAGUUUCUCCUCUGACCUUCCUACUUCUGGAUGGCAAAUUUACCUCAACAGUGUUGAUGAUAUGAACACUGGUUCAUUGGCCCAAUCCGAGGAGUUCAGUAUCAAGGGUGGUGACCAGAAGGUUGCAUCUAAUUCCAUCAGUGGAGGUAUCGUUUCUAGCACUUCUUCCAGCACUUCUGCCAGCUCUACUCCUGCUUCUUCCAGCAGCGGCUCUUCUGGCAGCUCCUCUGGCUCUUCUGCUGCCUCUUCCUCUUCUCCUAGCAGCAGUGCUAGCUCUUCCGCUCCUGUUUCUUCUUCCUCCACUGUCAUCGCCUCCACUAGUGGCUCUUCUACCACCUCUCUUACCUCUGCAGUCGCAAAGACCAUGAGUGGUAGCAGCAGUGGUAGUGGUAGUGGCAGCAGCAGUGGCUUUGCUACUAGUUCUUCUGGUUCCGGUUCCUCCAACUCAAAGGGUAACUCUAGCUCGAGCGGCAGUUCCUCUGACUCUUCCGGUGUUGCUGCUGUGGGCAUGACUAAGCUUUCUGUUGCUGCUUGCUUUGCAGUUGCUGCUCUUAUGCUUUUAGCUUAAGCUCAAGGCAGAUGAUCAACUGUCCUCGAAAAAAAGUCCAGUCGUAAUUCCGUAGGAUGACUGGUUAAUAAGGAAGACAGCGUUUUACUGUUCUUUGCACAUUUUCAUUUAACUUACAUUGUCGCAUCUCAUUCAUCUAUCAUGUUUUUGAUCUUUUGCAUGGUGCAUUGAAUUAAUUGGUAUUGGUCUAUCAUUUGUUUUUAUCUUAUCAUUUCAGAUUUUUAUAAAGUCUCCCAAUUUGCAUUUUUUGAACUAUUUGGAUUGUUUUAAUCAUUCAUCGUGGAAGAACCUGUCAAGGUUUCUUUCCUUGGGUUUGCAAUAUUUAAUAUCAUAUAUAUUGUCCUAGUUAUCAUUACGCUAGUAGUUAUAUGCUAGUUUAAAUUUAUCAUACUCAUUGCAUAUUUUAUAAUAAUUUCAUACCGGAGAACAGUAAACUUGUAAAUAAAAAAAGCUGUUAACAGUAGCAUAUUGUCAAGAAUUUCG